Paramecium pentaurelia is the source of this 1548-nucleotide messenger RNA. NCBI's taxonomy places the organism in Eukaryota, Ciliophora, Oligohymenophorea, Peniculida, Parameciidae. The record is from the annotation of a GenBank genome assembly.
AUGAAAUAUUUCAUAUUGACUUUAUUUGUUUUGAAUGCAUACAGUUUCUCUUUGAAUGAUGACUGGGAUGGUAUGGAAGAAGCAAUUAAUGUUUAAUAAGAUGCAAUUUUGGUAUAGAGAAUAAUUAAAUAGGAUCUAGUAGACUAAUUAGAUGUAUAUUCAGAUACUCCUAUAACAUAAUAAAUAGAGAAUCAAGUAUAGUAACUCAUGAAUCCAUCAGUUGAUACAGAUAAAACAGAAACAGAAGAUGAAUAAACGGAAGUUCAUUCUCUAGAAUACUGGUUGGAGAGAUUAGGAGAUGAAUAUUCAGACGAAACCAUUUUAUUAUAGUAAUCAUAAUAAAUUACAACAGAUGUGGAUAAUAUAAAAAUAGAAGAUAUUAAUCUAAUAACUGAAUCUUCAGUGAUUAUAAAUAAUAUAGAUUUAGAAUAUUAGGAUUAGAAUAUAAAUGAAAAUAUUUAGAUGGAAUAAUAACUAUUAAACUCACCUUUAUAAUUACAGGAAUCAUUAAAUCAAGAAGAUUAAUAAUAAAUAAAUACUCUUGAAGUAUAAAUUAAUACUUUUAAUGAUUAAUCUAUUUCUAAAUUUAUUCCAAAUUAAGAUAAUAAUGGAAUGGUCAAAUUUUUGAAUAAUAUUUAAGAAGAUUCUUAGAAUCAUAUGUAAUAAUAAUAAUAGAUUAAAGAAAUUUACAAUUUUAAAGAUUAUUCAUUCAAUAAAUAAGUUGGAGAAUAGCGUUCAAUAUAUAAUGAUAAAGAGGAUUCAACAUUGUAAGUAUUAGAAAGAGAUUAACAUAAAGAAAUUAGUAAAAAUCUUUAAUAAUAAUAUUAAAUAAAUAAAAAAGAAGCAGAAUUAAAUUAAAGUAAAUAAUCAAAAUUAAAUAAUUAACCAGAGGAAAUGUCAACACUAAAAAAAUACUUAUUAUAUACAGAUUAACCAGAAGUUAUUUCAACAGGAACAACAGAAAAAGAAAUUGAGGAAGAUAAAAGAUUGAUUAAUGCUUUUAAAUCAAUGAAUAGAAAUUAAAAUUGGGAAAUAAUAAAUAAGAAUUAAAAAAUAAAUUCAGAUGUUAGAAAUGAACAAUUAAGAUGUAAAAAUAUUUUUAUAUUCUUUUAGUUUCUAAUAUUAAUGAUUAAUAAAAAUAAUAAUAAACUUAAUUUUAAGAUUUUAAUGAAAACUAAGUGGAAAAUCCUCAUUAAUUUAUUUCAUUUAAAAGUGAUUCUAAAUUUGAAUAGGUUGAUAAUUUUAAAAUAGAAGAAAAUGUUAAAUCUAAAUAUGAUGAAUUGCCAGAAACUUAAUUGUAAUCUAAGGAAGAUAUGAAAAGAGAAAAAGAAUAAAAAAUUUGUAUAAAUACCUAUUGAAUAUUUAGAGGAAAUGUAAAAGAUAAUAGAAGAAUAAUUGAAGAAUAAGACAUUAAAAAAGAAAUCUGAGACUGAUAAAUCAUUACUUUAUGAAAGUGAAUAUCUAUAAUGGGAAAGAAUUACAUAAACUAAACCUUAUCCAGAAAUUAAUUUUGUCAUGACAUAAAAUAAUUUAAGAAAAAGAUUAUGA